Molecule: messenger RNA, 854 nt
Organism: Culicoides brevitarsis
Lineage: Eukaryota; Metazoa; Arthropoda; Insecta; Diptera; Ceratopogonidae
Gene: chic
Product: profilin
Exons: 5
Coding region: 157-537 (126 amino acids)
Cellular component (GO): cell cortex
Molecular function (GO): actin monomer binding
Source: RefSeq, a predicted model, not a curated record
CACACUUACUUGUCGUUUGUUCCGUUGUAUUUCGGCUCAGUCGUGCCAUCGUUGUCAUCAAGAACAGUUCGGUGUUUGAAUUAGUCACACGCAUAAUACAGAAAAAAAAAGAAUUAACCAAUUCACAAGGAAUACAUAAAUUAAAUCUUCAACAAAAUGAGCUGGCAGGAUUAUAUUGAUAACCAACUUCUCGCUUCCGCCUGCGUCACCAAGGCUGCAAUUGCCGGAUUCGACGGAUUAGUUUGGGCCAAGAGUCCUGGAUUUGAGGUUGCACAAGAAGAAGUUCAAAAAUUGGUGGCCGGCUUUGAGAAAACGGAUCUUUUAACUAGCAACGGUGUUACAUUAGCUGGCCAACGUUACAUUUACUUAUCUGGUACAGACCGUGUGAUUCGAGCCAAAUUUGGUAAAAUUGGUGUUCAUUGUAUGAAAACGAACCAGGCUGUCAUAAUCUCAGUCUACGAAGAGCCAGUCCAACCACAACAAGCUGCCUCCAUAGUUGAAAAACUCGGAGACUAUUUGAUUACAUGUGGUUACUAGAGGUGUUUUUUAUAUGCGAUGUAAUUUGUAAACAUUUAUUAUCUACUUUGAUAAUAUAUUAAUGAUAACAAACAAAACAAAAUUACAGUAUAAGAAAAAAAAAUAAUAAGUCUUUUUUAUCAAUCAAAUAAAAAAAAAAUAUAAAAAAUACAAAAAAAAAGAUGAAAAAAAUCAACAACAGAACAACCUCCGCAACUCAGAGUCGUCAGUGCCGUCUGGGUGCCGACAGAAAUUUUACACCAAUAGAUACACAUCUCAAGAAGUCGUCUCAUGAAAUGUAGGAUAACGAAAAAAAAAAAAAAAAAAAACCAUCAAAA